This is a messenger RNA of Ceraceosorus guamensis, 767 nucleotides long. RefSeq lists its product as hypothetical. The transcript has 3 exons. Gene Ontology annotation, molecular function: proton-transporting ATPase activity, rotational mechanism. Gene Ontology annotation, cellular component: vacuolar proton-transporting V-type ATPase, V0 domain. Lineage: Eukaryota; Fungi; Basidiomycota; Exobasidiomycetes; Ceraceosorales; Ceraceosoraceae. The record is from RefSeq and is a predicted model, not a curated record. Gene Ontology annotation, biological process: vacuolar acidification; proton transmembrane transport. The coding region runs from base 316 to 534 and encodes 72 amino acids.
CCGAUUCAAUAGCGCACCUCAAUCAGCGGUCCGGAGCGUACUCGACCUCUCCCUUUUGCACCUCCUCGGCCCGCAAGUCCGACGAACACACCGCUCCCGAAGACACUCACGUUACGUGUCAUCUGGUAAGCAGCAACUGCGAACUCCCAUCUUCACAUCCAGGUCCUCGGCGGAUCCGAGAAGUGCUCUCCCGAGUACGUCUACCUUAAUCCUCCCUCACAUCCGACAGCGGCCGCUUUCCAGAUCGCACUUCGACCGGGCUUCACUCAGCUGUGCAGAUCCUUGCUUCGAGUCCGCUACGGCUGCUUCGCGAUCAUGUCUGGCUUCACGGUCAUCUGGGUCUUGGUCGCUGCUGCGAUCGCAGGAGCCGGAUCAUGGCUGGUCACCCCUAAAGGCCCGAAUCAGGUUCUGAUCAGGACUUCUGCCAUCCUCACCCUCACAUGCUGCUACCUCAUGUGGACCAUCGUGUACCUGGCGCAGCUUCAUCCUCUCAUCAGCCCCAAACGAGCAGACGUUCGAUUUUUGGAAGAAUGAAGGGCAGGCUCCUAACAGGUAUCCCUGGGCGCAGGGCCACUUCGCUGGCUGAUGAGGGAGUGUAAGGAAUGACAGUGUGGUCUAGUGGGCGAGGGAGCGCCUCCUGGCGAUGCCACACUGGGUGAACCGCUCCUCACCAAAACUCAAUCCCACAUUGCUGCCGGACGUUUCGCGCAGCCUCCGUUGUACUAUACAUUCAUCAUCCUCUGAUGCUAAGACUUCGUUACAACAGG